Molecule: messenger RNA, 798 nt
Organism: Anopheles coustani
Lineage: Eukaryota; Metazoa; Arthropoda; Insecta; Diptera; Culicidae
Product: aquaporin-like
Exons: 4
Coding region: 1-798 (265 amino acids)
Biological process (GO): transmembrane transport
Cellular component (GO): plasma membrane
Molecular function (GO): water channel activity
Source: RefSeq, a predicted model, not a curated record
AUGGCUCAUAACGAAUUACCGAAAGAGCAGCAACAACAAGGAAAUGAUGGUGAAAACCCGCCUAUUGGAAUGUCACACCCUGGAAAACCCGUUCUAACAAAUAAUCCCGCUUAUGAUGCUUUUGCUAAAUUUUUGGGAGAGUUUUUUGGCACCGCAAUCCUCCUGUUUCUUGGCUGCAUGGGCUGUUUGGACGCAUUUGACAACGUAACAUCUACCUUCUCUCGAGGGCUCAUCUUUGGAUUCGUCGUGAUGGUCGCAAUCGUUACGUUUGGUGUCGUUUCCGGAGCUCACAUUAACCCGUCAGUAUCAAUUGCCGCGUACAUUUACGGAGAUCUAUCAUUCGUGAUGCUUUUGCUGUACUUUGUGGCCCAGUUCACCGGUGCAUUGUGUGGUUAUGGACUACUUAUGGGUGUAGCUCCUCAAGUAUACUUUGACGAAGCGCUUGUCGGUGGUCACGGAAGCUGCGUCACGGCCCCUCACGCGAGCCUUACGGUCGGAAGUGCGUUGGCGAUCGAGUUUAUUGUGACGGGGAUACUCGUAUGGACCUGCUGUGGUGUCUGGGAUCCCCGUAACGCUCAGCACCAGGAUUCGGUUCCGAUCAAGUUCGGGCUGCUCGUGGGCACGAUAGCUGUUGCUGCCGGACCAGCCACAGGAGGCAGUAUGAACCCUGCGAGAACACUAGCGCCGUGCGUCUGGAAUAAUAGUUAUCAUGAAAUAUGGAUUUACUUCGUUGGUCCAUCAUUGGCGGCUGUUAUCAUGCCAAUUGUCUACAAAUUUGUAUUCCGUAAAGAAGUGUAG